UUAGACUCAACGGCUUCUUCAUUCUGAUUCUGUGGUUUUCAGCCCAAACUGAGAAAGAUCUGGAUAAUAACAGAGUGAACUUGUUUUUAAUCAAACUGAUGACUGUUGGACAUAAGAAGCAGCAGGAGUGAUAUGAGUUUAUUAAAAGUCCAACAAACCUUUUUUUUCUUUCUUUCUUUUUUACAUUCAGCUGUUUGUGAUGAUUUCCUGUGUUAGAUGAAGGUGUGGUAUUCUGUCAGGACCAACUUACUAUACGACAGCAUAACGACAUCAUGGCGUUCACAUCCCUCUGUCUCUUGAUCUGCUGCUUCUCUGCAGCCACUGCUUCUGUGCAGAUGAACAUUGCUCCCGACCGAUCUCAGUUCUUCCGAUACGACCGUAUCACUCUGACAUGUGUGGGGAACUCCAGUGGAUGGAUAGUGAAGAGGAACACAACGCUCCGAACUGCUCAGGCAUGUGAAAAGGGCUGGGCAACCGCACGCGAGUCCUCCUGCACCAUCGAUAAUGCUUACCCAGAAGAUACUGGAGUGUACUGGUGUGAAUCUCCAGAAGGAGAGAGCAACACCAUCAACAUCACAGUGACUGCUCACAGUGUGAUCAUUAAGAGUCCUGUACAUCCUGUCAUGGAGGGAGAUGAUGUUCCACUUCAUUGUUCCCACAAGAAAGAGGAUGAUGAAUAUGCAACAUCAAACUUUUCUGCCACCUUCUACAAAGAUGGUACUUUCAUUGGGAGAGAAGAAACAGGGAAGAAGACUCUGAGAGCAGUGUCCAAGUCUAAAGAUGAAGGUUUCUACAAAUGUCAGCAUCCUUCUGGAACAAACUCAUCACAAACCUGGCUGACAGUGAGGGACAAAUCCGAGCUUGAUCCUCACAUCACUCCUCCUACUCCUUCUCCUCCUCCUCCUCCCAUAUCUGGGAUCAGGCUGAUUUGUGGCAUUCUGCUCUUCAUCAUCUUCAACAUCAUAUUCAUCUUCUGUAUUUACAGAUACUGCAAGUGGAAAAAGGCCCGAGCUCAGGCUAAGAGGACAUCUUUGAACCAGGGACUGAUGGGAGGAAAAAAAUGAUGAAGAGGAGCAACAGUCAGUGCUGAUAUUAAAUAAGCUUGUUCAUAUAAUAACAGAACUAAGGCAAUAUCAUUUCUAGUGCAAUCAUGACUUGAACAAAUAACCUGCAAUAUUAUCUACAACAAAAUAUUUUUUUUUUACAGUUGACACAGAAAAACAGAAAAGAAUUAUAGUAAAAGCAAAACUAUAAACAAGGGGCAACGACAACAAAGAAUAUCAAUUUAAUAUGACAAUAUGACAAAAUGUGCAAAACAUAUGACAUACCACACAUUUUUAUAUAACACAGUUUUUAUCAUUAUACACAUUUUUUCUUAUUUUCUGAAAUGUUGCUUUUGUUGUGAAACUUGUUUUAAAAUGUUUAAGCUGUUUUUUUGUUUUCCUGUUUUCUGUACAUGUUGUGCUUAAUCUAUUGUAUUUUUAGUGUUGUUGCCUUUCACCUUCGAGUCACUUUAGUUUAUACAUUCACGUCUAUAUUUUUGUAAUUUUAAGAGGAUUUUCUUUUCGUUAACAUAUAACCGUACUGUGUUACUUUUAAACAGUCAUUAAAUUACAGCACUGGACUGACAGUUUCACUAUCUGCCAAAAGGGGGCGCCAUUCUCCCUGUAAUACAUUACAGACCGAAAGACUCAAACUCAAUCCUGAACAUAAUAAGCUAUGGAUAAGAUAUCUAUUAAUUUUAUCCAUCAUUUCGGAUCAUUUAAACCUUCUGAAUUAUUUUAAAGCAUCCACCUAGAGGCAGCAGUCAAAAAGUUGUUGGUGUGUUUUCUGGUAUUACACAAAGGCCGGGAGGUGGGGGGGAGGAGGUCUCUAAUUAAAGGUCCGGUGAAUGCCUAUAAUAAAUAUUCAUUAAAUAUAUAUAUAUAUAUAUAUAUAUAUAUAUAUAUACAUAUAUAUAUAUUAUUCACCUGAUGCUGAUAUUCAUCAUAUAUUGUUCCUUCUGUGUUUAGAAGGAAG
Messenger RNA from Melanotaenia boesemani (Boeseman's rainbowfish), 2019 nucleotides. RefSeq lists its product as uncharacterized. The record is from RefSeq and is a predicted model, not a curated record. The transcript is spliced from 5 exons. Lineage: Eukaryota; Metazoa; Chordata; Actinopteri; Atheriniformes; Melanotaeniidae. Gene Ontology annotation, molecular function: transmembrane signaling receptor activity. The coding region runs from base 273 to 1064 and encodes 263 amino acids. Gene Ontology annotation, biological process: cell surface receptor signaling pathway.